UCCUGUUUCUUUCUGAUGCCCUGAUCGGAUUUUUGGAUCGAUUCGUCGCCUUCUAUUCUGCCCUAAUCUCCAAUUCCUCAUCCUCCUCGAUCAUUUCCCUCACGGAUCGAUCAUCUCGGAGCCGUGAAGCGGAGCGUACUAAGAGGGGCUGAUCGAUCUACAUUUUUUUUUGAUUUUUUUUUCUUUGCUUGGGAUCGAAUAAGAGGAAGGGCGGGCGAUGGAGUCGGGCGGCGAGCCGGAGCAGAGCCUCCCUCUGACGGCGGAGGAAGAGGCCCUGAAGAGGAAUACCGACUGCGUCUACUUCCUCGCGUCCCCAUUGACAUGCAAAAAGGGAACUGAGUGUGAGUAUCGCCACAGUGAGGGUGCCAGGGUUAACCCCAGAGAUUGCUGGUACUGGUUAAAUGGUAACUGCCUGAAUCCAAGAUGCACCUUCCGGCAUCCGCCGCUUGAUGGUCUGUUUGGAAUUCCGGGGACUACUUCAGGGUUAGCGCCAAUUCCCUCACAAACUGUAGCAUUGACACAUGUUCCUGCAACAAAUGGUCCUGCUUCUUAUAACUUAAACAAGAGUAAUGUUCCCUGCUAUUAUUUUCAGAAGGGGCAUUGCUUGAGAGGUGAUAAAUGCCCUUUCAUGCAUGGACCACAACAAACAGGUAAUCCUGUUCCACAGCAGGUGGUGAAGGUUUCUACACCUCCUCCUGAUCCAGUGUCAACCAUCAAGAAAGAUUCAUGGGGUCUCAAGGAAUGUACUUCUCAGCAAAGCAUGGAUGAAGCAAAGUUUGACAAGUUAGUUGAAAUGCCUCUUGCUCCUGUAAAACCUGCUGCAAAAUCUGAAAAUGUACCCGACAAUGGUUUUGCAAAUAAGCAAACUACAUUGCCUUAUGCAUCCGAAGAUGAGCUUCCUAGCUUCCAGCAAAGCAAUGUUCCUGUCAAUGGUGGCAUUGCUCUUGGCCAGCCCCGAUGUCAUCAGUCUCAGUCUAUAGAUGAGCACCUUCAGAAUGGCAGAGAAGCUGAUGAGUCCUUGAGAGAAUCCUCUCCUGGCUUCGAUGUUCUUGUAGACAAUAAUGUGGAAGAGUCUGAUUACUUCCAUGAUGAAGGUGGCUUUCGAAGAGCACCUGUUCAAGGAGGAAGGAAUCUGAACCAUGUCAGUGAUUUUGACUAUCACCAUUCUGACUAUGAGCCUCUUCCCAGUUUGGAGAGAGAUCAGUAUAAUGGAGUGUUUGAGUAUGACAGUUAUGGAAGGUUAGAUAAUCGGUAUCAUCAAGAACAACAGAGGAUUUCCUGUGAGAGGAUUCUGGAUAGAGCAUCAAUGCCUGAAAAGAGAAUGCUGCAGAGAGAGAAGAGCUAUCAUGACAUAGAUGGGUCAGAUUUACGCCAUCGGUUAUUGAAGCGAAGAAGGCCAGAUAGUUCUAGAUCGGCUCUUAGUCCUGAUCGCUGCGGCAAACUCGAUCAGAGGGAUAACCAUGCUCGUCAUGCCCACAGGGGUGACCGACGUAUUCAUAUGGAAAGCUCCAUAAGCAGUCGUCUGCAAGGUCGAAUAACUCUCCCUGCAAGAUCUUUACCAGAUCGACCUACUGAUCUGCGGUCAGAGAGAGAUAGAGAUAAGAGAAGACACCGAGGAAGAUCAUCGCCUGCGAGGUCAAUAAAUUACCAAGGAAGGUACCAUGAUAAAAUAAAGAGGCGGCCUCACGAUGACUUCUCAGAUGUGAGGAAUGUUGGUGACCAGCCAAUCAUAAGAGAAGAUGCAGAUCCUCUAAACUUUGCUGGUCCAAAAAGUCUUGCAGAGCUCAAAGGUGCAAAGCUUUCGGAGAAUUUCCAAGAUCUGAAAAACAUCAAGUUGGGGAGAACUUUUGGCAAUCAAGAAUCCGAAGGUUCUUCAUUUGAGGGUCCAAAGCCUCUCGGUAUCAUUCUGAAGAGGAAGAGAGAGCCUGCUUCUGGAAAUGGUGCAAUUUCCAGCAAUGGGGAUAACAAUAAUCAGAGAGAUAUUGAAGGUGGGAUUGGUUCUUCCGUCACAGCAGCGACUGAGAAAGAAGGUGAUUAUGCUGCUGACUGCCCUGCAGAAUCCAAGGUUACUGGAGUUGAUGAAGAGGAAGAAGAGGGAAUUAUCCCUGUAGAAGAAGAAUUACCUAAUGAUGGUCAAACUUCAACUAAAGGAAAUAUACAUGAAGUGGAAGUUGGCAUGACAGUGGGUGCUAUGGAUGAUCAGGAGCUGGAAAAUUAUGGCCAGAGAGAUGGAGAGUCUGACUAUGAGGCAGUUGAGGGUGGGGAAUUCAAACAAGAAGAUGCUGAGAAUGCAUAUCAGGAGGAUGAAGAGGAUGACGAAGAUGACUUUGCUAAGAAGGUUGGUGCCAUGUUCUCUUGAAGACUCUGUAUUGGCUCUUUGAAUGCAUGAAGAGGCACCAGAGGCCAAUGAUGUCAACUUUUUGGGUCUUUUGGAGUUUCAUGGCACCACAACUGGAGUCUUUUUUAUCCUAUCUGGGUGGUUACAAGAAAAACCUCGCACGGGGAGAAGCUAGGGUAGUUUGAAGGUUGACCAUAUGCAUUGUAAUUUUUGUGGCUCUGCAGUUUUCUUUACUGGGGUUUUUUGGGAGCUUGAGUUGUAUUAGAUACCUAACAGAUAUUUAUUUGGUUUAUAUUUUAACCAGAUUAAUAAGAUUAUGAAUUACCCAAAAAAGGUUUGCUCCAGA
Molecule: messenger RNA, 2684 nt
Organism: Phoenix dactylifera (date palm)
Lineage: Eukaryota; Viridiplantae; Streptophyta; Magnoliopsida; Arecales; Arecaceae
Product: zinc finger CCCH domain-containing protein 32-like
Molecular function (GO): metal ion binding; mRNA binding
Source: RefSeq, a predicted model, not a curated record